GGCCGCGCUUUCUAACUGGUGUCUGGAUGCGAGAUCGCCGAAUUUCUGCACUCUGUCCGACGGAAAGCGCACAUUGUGUGAGGGCGGAUGAGGGCACCGCUGAUCUAGACCGAAGAUGGGCUGGCAAAAUGUGAGAUGUAACGCUGUGGUUGAGCCGCCACAGAAGAUUUGCGAUGGCGUGCUCUGCCCGUAGCCUAUUCCCGCCAAGUAUCGUGGAAAUUCGCCCCGGCUGAAACCAAUCGGUCUGCGAUCAACCAGCUUCCUGCCCAGCUCGCGCCAUUCAAGGGACCAGAUUUGCAAUGCUUGUCCCGCUCGGCCCCGAUGCUGGGUUGGCCGCCCGCCGUCAGAUAAAUGCUUGCACCGCGCGGCGAAAGCUUCGCCGUUUUGUGCACGUAGGUUUCGUCUGUCGACCACCACGCCAACAUGCCUCUCAUUUCCAAGAACGAAGAGCUCAUCGGGCCGGGCGUCGGAAUUGAUGGCCAGGUUCAUUCCAUCCCGACACACCGGGACGUCAACGAACAUCGCAGGGCGUCGAUUGAACAGGCCCUCGAUGUCGACAAGGCUGAUAUGAGCGACGAGAAACGCGGCGUGGCCGUCGAGACCACUGAAGUCGUCAGCGAAAGCGAAGUAGACUUCGAUGAUGACCGGGUGAUUGUUACUGGUGCAGACGCUGCUCUCCAUCUCUUGCCCCUCCGCGAUGAUGGUGAUCCCUCCAUCACCUUUCGAGGCAUCUUCCUCGCCACUGUCCUUGCCGGCUUCAUGGCCGUCCUGCAGCAAAUCUACACUUUCAAACCCACCUAUGUGUCUCUCUCCGGUACCUUCAUCGUUCUGUUGGCUUACUUCCUCGGCAAAGCCUGGGCGGAUUUCUUGCCCCGUGGUGACAUCUGGGAAGCGCGGUGGAGAGCACGUGGCGGUCAAGGCAAGACACCUCUCGGGAUUCGAAUCCUUUCCUUCUUCAACUACGGUCCGUGGGGUCUGAAGGAGCACUCCGUGAGUGCCAUUACCGCGACCUCUGCCUCCAAUGCGGCCGCGAGCAGCAUGGUCUUUGCUGCCGGGACGUUGUUCUACGACAUCCCUCUCAACGCCACGACUGUCAUUCUCAGCACUUGCUCCAUCGGGCUGUUCGGAUACGGCCUCUGCGGUCUCAUGCGUCCCAUCACCGUCUGGCACGUCGAAUCCGUGUACUGGAGCAACCUUCCCAUUGUCAAGUCGCUGCAAGGCCUUCACUGGCAGGAAGUGAAGAAGUCCAAACCCCUCCGCUACUUCUGGUAUGCAUAUGGCACCAUGACGUUGUACGAGGCGCUGCCCGCAUACAUCUGGCCCUGGCUCAACUCCGUCUCCGUUCCAUGUCUGGCAUCCAUGCAUGCCACUGGCAACACCGGCUCUAUUUUGACCAACCUCUUUGGUGGCGCCGAGACCAACGAGGGUCUGGGGCUCUUCAACUUUGGCUUCGAUUGGCAAUACAUCACCUCGAGCACCACCUCGCUUCCCUUGAAAUAUCAGGUCAAUGCGGCGCUUGGAUUCAUCACGUGCUACAUUGCCAUGAUCAUCGUCUACUACGGCAACAUCUGGAAUGCGCAAUCGCUGCCGUUCAUGUCCUCCGAGCUCCGCUCCGCAGAUGGAGGCUACUACCCCAUCGCGCAGGUCUUUGUCCAGGGAGUGUUGGAUGAGGAGGCCCUCAAGAAGUACGGCCUGCCCAAGCUGACCGGCACCUUUGCAUGGGGGUUGUUCAUCGCCAACGCUGCCAUUGGUGCUCUCAUCGUGCACUGCAUCCUCUUCUGGGGCAAGGACAUCCUCAACACCUACCGUAUGGCUCGUAAAGGUCGCUUCGAUGACCGCCAUCACAACUACAUGGCCCAGCAUUACAAGGAAGUCCCGUGGUAUUGGUACAUGGCAAUCCUGGUCGUCAGCUUCAUCCUCGGUCUUAUUGUCUGCCUGAAGGAGAACAUCCAUCUUCCCGUCUGGGCCUACAUCGUGGCGUUGAUCCUGGGAUGCAUCAUUGCGCCAUUCAGCACCAUCCUAUACGCUCGUUACGGCAACGGCAUUGCGACCAACAAUUUGUCGAAGAUGAUUGCUGGUCUGCUCAUCCCCGGCCGUCCGGUCGGCAACAUGUACUUUGCCGCCUGGUCGCACAACGUCAUUCUCAACGCCGUCAAUCUUUCUGCCGAUCUGAAGAUGGGCGAAUACCUGAAAAUCCCCGCGCGCACCAUGCUGGUCACCCAAAUGUGGGGUACCAUCUUUGGCGGCUUCGUGAACUACGUGGUGAUGGUGUCGAUUGUCGACUCCAACAAGGCCCUCCUGGCAAACGGCAACGGCAAUGCAUCGUGGAGCGGUGCCACCAUGCAGGGCUACAACUCCAACGCAACCUCUUGGGCACUUGCCAAGUACCUCUACAAGUUUGGCGAUGAAUACUACAUGGUGCCCAUGGGCAUGCUGAUCGGCGGGGCCAUGGUCGUUGUUCACUGGCUCUUUUCCAAAUGGGUGACUCAAAUCAAAGGCUUCCGCGUCGACGACCUCAACCUGCCGCAGUUCAUCCAAUACGCCGGCUUCAUCCCCUACAACCAGCCGCAGACGUGCGUCAUCUUCAACAUGUUCACCAUCAGCUUCUUCAUUCAGUACUACCUGCGCAACUACCACCCGCGCAUCUUCAAGGACUACACCUACCUGGUCACGGCAGCGUGGGACGGCGGCAGUCUUACGACCAUCUUCAUCCUGUCGUUUGCCGUGUUUGGUGCUGGCGGCAAGUCGUAUCCCUUCCCGCAAUGGUGGGGCAACAAUGUGAAUGGCAACUACGAUUUCUGCCCGACCACUUAGAUGGGGGAGAGGUGAAGGCGGGGCGUAGUGGAGCGUGGGCAGAUAUUUGUUAGCAGUGGAUCACUCUAGAGCUCAGCUUGUAGCGUUAUUGUUCUAAUGAAGAGUGUGCCCAUUCUAGAGUGUGCCCAUUCUACCUACAGACCUGUCUCGAUGCUCAUUGACCGUGUCCAAGGUGCAGCAGGACGGGGUUAGGGAGAAGGAAGGUGACGGUCAGUGUUUGAUUGGGAAGCUUGGCCUGCCCAUGCGCAAGAUCUCGCGCUACGAUCGAUCC
Messenger RNA from Neohortaea acidophila, 3085 nucleotides. Its product is annotated as OPT oligopeptide transporter protein-domain-containing protein. Gene Ontology annotation, biological process: transmembrane transport. Gene Ontology annotation, molecular function: oligopeptide transmembrane transporter activity. Bases 424 to 2814 code for a protein of 796 amino acids. Lineage: Eukaryota; Fungi; Ascomycota; Dothideomycetes; Mycosphaerellales; Teratosphaeriaceae. The record is from RefSeq and is a predicted model, not a curated record. The transcript has 6 exons.